Colletotrichum scovillei is the source of this 3928-nucleotide messenger RNA. RefSeq names its product WD domain-containing protein. NCBI's taxonomy places the organism in Eukaryota, Fungi, Ascomycota, Sordariomycetes, Glomerellales, Glomerellaceae. The record is from RefSeq and is a predicted model, not a curated record. Gene Ontology annotation, biological process: double-strand break repair via homologous recombination; protein deubiquitination. Bases 399 to 3422 code for a protein of 1007 amino acids. The transcript is spliced from 6 exons. Gene Ontology annotation, molecular function: ubiquitin binding.
CCAUCCAUCAUUCCAUCCCGUCCCCCAUCUUUCCUGGCUCAGGUCCUCCCCCGCUUGGCCCCGUCGCAAUCCACCAAUACAUCAUACCUGGGCAGGCACCUCACCUCGCAAUCCCACGUUUCUACCUACCUAUCUCCGUGCGCCCACCCCCAUAACUCCAGCCGCAGCCAAUUACUACCUUACCUACUGCUACCACUUACCUCACUACUCCCACCACCACCACCACUACUACGGCUACAUCCUCACAGCAUCACCACCCGGCGAGCUCACGUACCCGGCCACUCGUAUACCCUUCCCUUUAUAGCAUCGCAUCGUCCUUUUCCCCCAUUGCAUUGUUUCUUCUUUCUUGCAUGCGUAAUCCGUAAUCGAUCAUAACCCCCCCGCGCUACCGCUCGAAAAUGGCCAAGAAAGCGCGCCAGAGAGUCAGCUAUGUCCUCGAGCUCCCAGCUGGUUCGCAAGGUGGCGGCCACAGACUAGGCGUCAAUGGCCUCGCCGUCGACAAGGACAAUGGCAUUCUAUACUCGGGAGCCCGCGAUGGCUACAUUUGCGCAUGGGACCUCAACCUCAACCUCCAGACCGGCGGAAGCGUACCACCCCCCGAGACCAAGACCAAGACAGCCUUCCGCUCCCAGACCCAGGCGCACAUGGCAUGGAUCAACGACAUUGUCCUCGCCAACAACAACUCAGCCGUCGUCACCGCCUCCAACGACCUGACGGUCAAGGUCUGGCGCCCACACUCCGAGACGAACGAUAUCGCCGCGACCAUUGGAGGGCACGCCGACUAUGUCAAGUGCGUUGCUACACCCCCUGGCGGCUCCGUCAACUGGGUUGCCUCGGGUGGUUUCGAUCGCAAGAUAUACCUGUGGGACCUGAACGGAGGAGGCAAGACUCUCGAGAUCGACACACAGGGCGACGAGGUUGCGGAGAAGGGCUCCAUUUAUGCCUUGAGCGUCGGCCACAGCAUCAUGGCCAACGGUGGCCCCGAGUCGGUUGUGCGCUUAUGGGAUCCUCGUUCCGGCAAGAGGGUGACCAAGUUUGUCGGCCACACGGAUAAUGUGCGCGGCGUCCUGCUCAACGAGGCGGGCGACAAGGUGCUUACGGCCAGUUCCGAUCACACGAUCAAGCUCUGGAGUGUCACGGCUGGACGUUGUAUGUACACAUUCACCAUGCACGAAGACAGCGUCUGGUCACUCUUCUCGGAUGACCCUGAGCUGGGCACCUUUUACAGCAGUGAUAGGUCCGGUUUCGUUGUGAAAACGGACGUCCGCGGGAACCUUGAAGACCUCGACGACGGAAUUUCUGUUGCUGUCGCCCACGAAUCUCACUCGAUCAGCAAGGUCGUGGCGGCCGGCGACUACAUCUGGACGGCAACUAACACUUCGUCGAUUAACCGGUGGUCCAAUAUCGACACAGGCCCUGACCUGCAACUUCCCGAGGCCUUCCAACGCCAGCGGGCUGCAUCGACGGCUUCGAGAACUAGACAACCCUCGAGUCCUCCACCUGCGAACCCCCCGAAGAAGGAAAUCUCACCAAGAUCGAUCUUGCGCAUCUCCAACACGGCAACAUUCCCAGUGCAAGCCGCUCCUGGCCCAGAAUCUCCACCGGCAGUUGGAAAUCAUGUGCCGCACGGGACCGAGCCUAUCAACCAGAACCCGGAGGAGACCAUUGAGGGUCAGUUUGGUUUGGUCAAGCACAGGCUUUUGAACGACAGGAGGAGAGUUCUGACGCUGGACACGGCCGGUGACGUUCUCAUGUGGGAUCUCAUCAAGUGUAAACCAAUCCAAAAGUUUGCAAAAAAGCACCUAGAAGACGUUGAGAUUGAAGUCAACACCACGGAAGCUGUGGCUCCGUGGUGCUCCAUCGACAUCAGCUCCGGAAGUCUUACUGUAGUUCUGGAACCGUUCAAUUGCUUCGAUGCAGAGAUGUAUGCGGACGACCUGGAGUUGGAGGAGCCAGUAGAGUUCCGAGAGGACCAGAGAAUCAAUCUCGGCAAAUGGAUCCUUCGCUACCUGUUUGCUGGCUUGAUCGACGAGGAAAUCAAACGCGAUGAAGCGUACCGUGCCACGCUCAACGAAGCCGUCGAACGGAGACUGCAAGCAAGCCGUGCAAACCCUCCAUCGUCAAUAGCGAUUCCUACCGACAAUGCAUGGGAUGAGAGUUCGGGAAUGACACCACGUGCGAAUGGCUCUCACUACCCCAUGACACCUGGCAUGGCUAUUGGCCUCGCCACACCGGGGGCUUCUGGACGCCUUCACGACGUGCCAGAAGGAGCAGCCACUCCAUCCAGUCCCCUCGACAACAAAUCAUCUCAGUUCAGCCGGCCGUCAACCGAGCGAGAAGACUAUUUUACAAGCGCCAUUGGGCCGAUCGAAGGCGCUUCGAAGCCUACUGCAGCACCCGCAACGCCUGCCGAGCAAACAGCAGCUCCCGAUGCCAAGACUCCAGUAGACGCAGGCAAAGACAAGGAGAAGGAGAAGGACAAGGAAAAAGACAAGGACAAGGACGCAACCAAUGGAAAGUCGCCCAGCACACCGUUUGGCAAGAAAUUCCGCAUGGGCAUGGGCAUGUCUUUUGGUAGCAAGAAGAGUGGACGAUCGGCGUCGACCACUGCGCCGGAGAAACCGGCUGUGGUGGACGAGAAGGCUGAAGAAUCCGAGGCAUCAUCAACCCACGAGAAGGAAGUCGACGACAGUUUCCUGGGCGCCAUCCAGAAGAUUCGCAAUGAUUACGACAAGUCACUGACUGAGAAUCCCGAGAAGCUCAUCGAGACAAAGGUUACGCCAAGCUUGGCAAACGACACACCGGUGCUCAAACUACCUCCUGGUACAAAGGUUGUUCUCCAGGAAGAGACGACUGGUGGAAGCGCCAACAUCUAUCAGGGCACUGUUGAGACAGUCGGCCAGGGGGCGGAUAUCAUUGAGCAAUGCGGUCCCAUGUGGUUGGGCGAGGUGCUGCUCCAGAAUCAGAUCCCUAUCAAGGAGCCUGUCAAGGUCUCAUUCGUCCUUCAGCCAUGGCAGAACAGCCUGCCCGACAUCGCGACAACGGAUGGCAACAAUCGUCUCAACGCUAACAGGAUGUUACGUGUCAAGAAGAUCUUGGCGUACGUUGCGGAACGCAUCGAUCCCCAGCCAGAGAACCCUGAGCCUGAUGCUCUCCUGCCUCACGAGUACUUGGAGCUGUACUGUAACGAACAGUUGCUACCCAUCACAAUGACCCUUGCAACCCUACGAGCUCACAUUUGGAAGGGUGGCAACGACGUGCAGCUUCACUACAAGGCAAAUGGGCGCAAGGAGAUCAAGGAGAUCAAGGAGAUCAAGGAGGCUCCCAAGGCGGAAACCGAACCUGCAGCGGUAGCACCGUCAGCAGCGGAAUCUGACCCUGCACCAUCGACAGGCACCGCAACACCUCCAACGACAGGAUAGUCUCUGUCUCUAGUGGCAGGGUGGUGGCAAGGGAGACCACACCUCCAAGUAAGCUUGCAAAAGAUACAGCCACCGCAAAGCUUCAAAACCAUGAGUGUGGUAAAGAAAGCCGACCAAGAGCAGUACAUGCAACCUGCGCCUUCUGAACUAACUCCGCCACGAUCAUGGGGGACAUCUACGGCUGCCUCGGCCUCGCGAUAGUCUCGAGUGGUAGACAGGGUGCGUCCGACCAGGGAGUGCCACUGGCAUAGAGAUGGCACAUGGACCACAAAGUACAAGUGGGCAUUUUCGUCACGAGAGUUGCAUGUUGCUGUACGACGUGAGUCAAACGGCCAUGGCCUGUGAUGUCUAGUCAGUACGGGUAUAAUGGCGUUUUUCAGUAAUGUACAUAGCGGAAAAGUUGUCAAGUCGCAGGCAGCCCUUCUGGCUGCGUGCUCGAAGCGUAUGUUUAUACAGCAGGAGGGCAAGUUGAGGGCCCCCAAAUACAGAAAUUCUUUUUCCCUUUU